Molecule: messenger RNA, 1338 nt
Organism: Sparassis crispa
Lineage: Eukaryota; Fungi; Basidiomycota; Agaricomycetes; Polyporales; Sparassidaceae
Product: FAD-dependent monooxygenase afoD
Exons: 11
Coding region: 1-1338 (445 amino acids)
Biological process (GO): secondary metabolite biosynthetic process
Molecular function (GO): FAD binding
Source: RefSeq, a predicted model, not a curated record
AUGGGCGAGACUCCGAGUUGCUAUAGUCGGUGCAGGUCUGGGGGGGCUGGCUUUCGCACUGUCGCUACACAGAUUCAGCAAGGACGCGUGUGGGACAGACCACGGAGAAUCUUGUUUGAUCUUGGGCUCGCGGAAGACCUACGGAUCUUAGGAUACCGGGAAGAUACUGUGCAAUUUCAGUACAGAAAAUGUGAUCAGCAGAACGGUAUCGAUUUUCACAAUCCUACCACUGGCUAUGGCAUAGCGAACUUUCAUAGAGCAGAGCUUCAACGUGCAAUAAGCAAGCAUCUCCCCCCAUCUUACAUCAUCCACUUUUCCAAAAAGCUCGUCUCAUAUACCAAUUCGGCUUCAGGCGAAGUUGUCCUCAGUUUUCAGGACGGAUCUCUCGCCACCUGCGACGUCGUCGUUGGCUGUGACGGCGUUCGUUCAACUGUUCGUGGGGCCCUCUAUCGCUCCUUCGCAGAGAGAGCUGAGCGCAAUGGAGAUCAUGCAAUGGCGGCAGAAGCGCUGUCUCACGUGAACGCGACGUACAGCGGUAGUUCCGUUUACCGUGGUCUCGUUUCAACAGACGUGCUGCUGCGCGAGCAUCCUGGUCAUAGAGCAACCACUGGCCGUUUCAUGUGUUUUGGGAAAAACAAGCACCUGGUUUUUUAUCCCGUUUCCCAUGGCCGGAUAAUCAAUGUUGCGUUGUUCAUUUCACAACCUGAACUCGAAGGCAAACCAUACGACGGUCGUUGGGUGGUGCCUGCGACGAAGCAGGAGAUAUUGGAAAAUUUCAAUUCCUGGGAACCUGAGGUAAAGAGCCUGCUCAGAUGCAUGGAUAAUGUGUCUCUCUGGGCGGUCAACGUCGUGAUGGAUUUGCCUACCUUCGUUGGCGGGCGGGUGGCUCUACUUGGGGACGCCGCGCAUGCAAUGACUCCUCACCAAGCAUCUGGAGCUGGACAGGCAUUCGAGGAUGGAUACAUACUCGCUUCUCUUCUUACACAUCCUUUUGUCACUCGGGCAACUGUCGACGAUGCUCUGAAGGUCUAUGAUGCAAUACGUCGUCCAUUCGUACAGGAUGUACAACGACGCUCUCGCGACAUGGGAAUGCUCAACCAGUUGAACGGCGCGGAGUGCCAGGCUCUGUCCGAAGAUGACAGUGCUUCGGGCGCUAUAUCGCUCGAAAAACUUGAAGGGGUUGCGAACGCGAUAGAUGAUUUGAUGGGAUGGAUGGGGGUAGGCUCAGUCAUGAGCGAACGUACUCGGGCCUUGAACAUGUUGGAGGGCAGUAUGGAGCGCUCCCGCAUACCGGCGUCAGCUCUAGCGGCUUCCAUGUUUGCAGUGCACAAGUCAUGA